Messenger RNA from Daucus carota subsp. sativus, 2736 nucleotides. RefSeq names its product ferric reduction oxidase 7, chloroplastic. NCBI's taxonomy places the organism in Eukaryota, Viridiplantae, Streptophyta, Magnoliopsida, Apiales, Apiaceae. The transcript has 9 exons. The record is from RefSeq and is a predicted model, not a curated record. Gene Ontology annotation, cellular component: plasma membrane. Bases 146 to 2359 code for a protein of 737 amino acids. Gene Ontology annotation, molecular function: ferric-chelate reductase activity.
AGAAUUAAAUUUCUAGAAGCUUUUGGGUUCAAUCUUUCUGUAUAAAUUGGCCUACAAUUGUUUGGGUUUUUAUCCAGACGCACAAAGAGUGAGUGUAGCUUCUUUUCUUGAUCAUAUACACAAACCCUUUGUUUUAUAUUAGCAAAUGGCUGAGAAAUCAGCUUAUGAGCCUCUUCUUGAAAAAGGGAGAAAAAAUUAUGAUUAUGAGAAAACACCCUUGUUCUUAUCAUGCAUGAAAUGGGUUCUCAAGAUUAUAAUGUGGGUGAUCUUUGUUUUGUGGGCUACUGUACUAGUUAUCUACCCUCUGGAAUUGGGUGAUCAGUUUUUCUUGAAAUGGAUUGAUGCCACUUCUCACACUUUAUUUGGAAUUACAGGAAGUAUUUUCCUGCUAUUUGGUGGUCCACUUUUUUUGAUUGCAUUUCUUGCUAUAGUGCAAGUUGCCAUCUUUAAGAAAGAGGAGGUUCAGGAGAAACCUGCAUCAAAGAAGGCGCGAUUUCGCUUAUGGACAUUCCCUGUGAUUGUAGACGGUCCGUUUGGUGUUGUUUCUGCUGGGGAGUUUAUUGGAAUUCUUGCAUUUUCUGUGUUUAUAAUCUGGAUUGCUUCUGUUUUUAUCAUAAAAGACAGCAACAGCAGCUCAGUAUCUGCAAUUCAGUCCUUGUGGGAGAAAAGUGUAUUGAUGCUAGAAAUCACAGGACUCCGCUUUGGAUUGAUUGGAUUAUUCUGCCUGGCAUUUUUGUUUUUGCCAGUUUCAAGAGGAUCGAUACUUCUUAGACUUAUAGACAUCCCUUUUGAGCAUGCAGCCCGGUACCAUGUUUGGUUGGGACAUUUAACUAUGGUGAUCUUCAGUCUUCAUGGCCUAUUUUAUGUGAUUGCUUGGACAAUGAAGGGGACUCUCAUACAAGAAUUACUGGACUGGAAAAAUAUUGGAAUUGCCAAUCUUCCCGGGGUUAUCAGUCUUUCGGCUGGUCUACUAAUGUGGGUGACAUCUCUUCCUCCGGUCAGGAGGGUACAAUUUGAGCUAUUCUUCUACACGCACCAACUAUACGUAGUCUUUGUUGUCUUCUUGGCUUUGCACGUUGGCGAUUUCAUAUUCAGUAUAGCUGCUGCAGGGAUAUUUCUUUUUAUGCUCGAUCGGUUUUUAAGAUUCUUUCAGUCCCGAAGUACUGUUGACAUAGUUUCCGCCAAAUGCCUGCCUUGUGGAACAGUGGAACUGAUCCUUUCAAAGCCAGCAAGUCUCCACUACAAUGCACUCAGUUGGAUUUUUGUCCAAGUUCGAGAACUAUCCUGGCUGCAGUGGCAUCCUUUUAGUGUAUCCUCUAGUCCUCUAGACGGUAAAUAUCAUAUAGCUAUUCUCAUAAAGGUCCUCGGGGAUUGGACAGAAAAACUCAGAGGACUUAUCAUGAAUAUAUCGGAUCAAGAAAAUCAAAAGAAAGCACUCUUGCAGCCUUAUCGUAGCAUCACAGCUUCGGUAGAGGGACCUUAUGGUCAUGAAUCGCCAUACCACUUGACGUAUCCAAACCUUAUUUUGGUAGCAGGUGGAAUCGGAAUAUCUCCAUUUCUAGCUAUUUUGAAUGAUAUCCUCCACCGUAUCAACGAGAAUAAACCUUGUUCCCCGAGAAAAAUCUUGAUAGUUUGGGCUGUGAAAAAAUCAAACGAGCUUCCGCUUCUCCAUUCAGUUGAUAUGGAAUCGAUGUGUCCACGUUUCAGUGAUACACUGAAUCUUGAAAUUCAAACUUAUGUCACUCGUGAAUCAGAACCUUCUCUGGAAGAGGGUGCAGUUCAUAAGUUGCAGGGCUCUUCUGUCUUCCCUAUCCCUAGUGGAAGCGCAAUGUCUGUGUUGGUUGGCACUGGACAUAUUAUAUGGUCUGGAAUAUAUCUUAUAGUGCCGACAAUCGGCUUGGUGAUUACGUUGGGAUUAUUAAAUAUCUUUUACAUUAAUCCUUAUAGUAUAUCUUAUUGGUGGUACAAAGGGCUUCUGUUUAUAGCAUGCAUGGUUGCAAGUGUUGUUAUCUUUGGAGGAGCUACUGUAGGUUUGUGGAAUUAUUGGGACAAAAGUGUGUCAAAAAUGGAGGUGCCGGAGGAUUUUAAGAAGGAUAGCAUACAGUCUCAUCAGACUGGAAACCAUGAGACUUCAGAACAGGAAAACUUUACCAGUACCAUCCGAUAUGGCGUAAGACCAGACUUCAGAGAUAUUUUUGGAUCCAUAUCGGAGAAAUGGGGAGAUGUUGACAUUGGUGUGAUUGUUUGCGGCCCUCCAACUCUUCAGACAAGUAUUGCUAGAGAAUGCAGGGGACAAAAUAUCAACAGGCAAAAAAAUCAUCCAAUUUUCCAUUUUAACAGCCAUAGUUUCGACCUAUAACUACACAAAAUAGCUACAUAUACAUAUAUGAAGAAUGUAGAGGGGGGCGAUAGUAUAGUUUAUGCAUAUAGAAUGAAUCGCUCUCCUUUCCUACAUAUUAAGAAAUCCGCAUAUCCUAAAUGGUUCUCGUGCAUUAUCAUCUCUAAAGCGAAUGCUGUACAUUGUUAAGGAGCAGAAACAACUCUGUCAAGCUCUUCUGCUCAAGCCAGCUCCGCUGAGGUUAGCGAGAGCAUAUAGCGUGAUGCAUAUGAAGCCUACUAGCAUGUAUGUACAGUGUACAGAAUCUGUGAGCUUCAGUUUGAAGGCUCACCGUUAUCAUGUAAUCAUCCUAAGGGAUUUCUUUAUAUGUUCAACUAGUAGCUGCAAAUUACAUUUCA